AUGGGAAAGAAAAAGACACCCGUCUUCCGCAAUGCAGCUAAAAAUGAAGCCAACUCGUCCAAGGACGACAAGGUCAACGCAAUCAGAACUUGGGACGACAUUGAGCAUGAUUCAGAGGAUGACUUUCAUGACGAUAGAGAGAAAGUACUUUUGAACCAAGAUCAAGCAAGCGAUGAAGAACAAAGUGAUAGAGAGAUUUAUGGUUUAGAUGGCCUGGAUUCAGAGGAUGAACUUUCUGACGAUGAUAUCACUGGCAAGAAUGAAGAGGAAGAAGAGAUUGAUGACAAAACCUGGGGCACCUCCAAGAAGGCCUACUACGACGCUGACGAAGGCAGUGAUAUUGACGAAAUGCGUGAAGAAGAAGAGGAAGCAUUGAGAAUUCAGAAAGAGCAACUUGCCAAUAUGGACGAAGCUGAUUUUGUGGAUGAUGCUUUGGCUGGAUGGGGUCUUGGCAACGAUGAAGACGCUGACGCUGAUAAAAAGUUGGUGGAAGAUGUCAGCAAAGAGUUGGAGGACAUUUCUUUUGAUGUGAUGAAGGUGGAAAAGCGCCGCAAAAACCUUCCUGUCGCAGAAAAAAUCAAGAUUAUCCAGAAUGAGUCGCCUGAAUUGAUUGAUUUGUUGGAUGAAUUCAAAGACAAGGUCGAAAUUGUGAAUACAUUGAAGCCACUUGUAGAGAAGAUUCAGUCAAAGAAGAAAGAGCAAGAUGCUGCUGCUCAGUUUUUAUUCUUCAAAUACCAAACCCUGAUGAAUUACAUGACCAACAUCUCUUUUUAUUUCGCAUUGAAAGCAUCAGAAGCAAAUGAUGUUCGUGAACAUCCAGUCAUUCAAGCACUAUUCAAGCUGCGUCAAACUCUGGAGAAGUUGGAGAGUCUAGAAAAGAAGCUCGAAUCAGAUAUCGAGGCAUUCAUCGCUGGUCUAGAUCAAGAAGAUAAGCCCACCACUAUCGCCAAACAACCCAAGCAGAAGAAGACAUCUAGCAAAAAGAGUAAGGCUUCUGCUGCUAUGGCUCAUGAAUCAGAGGCAGAGUCAGAGUUGGAGUCAGAUCAGCAAGAUGAAUCCGAGAACGAACAAGACAUUUUGAACGAGAUUCAAGAUAUUGAGCAAGAAUUCAAGAGUCUGAAGAAAUUGGCAAAGAAACGUAAGAGAGCAGCUGCCAGUGAUGACUUUGGAGAAUUAGACGCUUUGGAUGAAUUGGAUAUGGAAGACAAAAUCGCCAAGAAGAAGUCCAUCAGAGAUUAUGUCGCUAAAAUUGAUUCUAAACAAGCCAAGAAUGCUAGCAAAUAUCAAGGUGAUGUUGAUUUACCGUACAGAGACCGCGUCAAGCAAGAGCGUAAAGGCGUUGCUCAACCACAAGAUACAUCGGCCGAUUUGGACAAUGCUGAUUGGGAUGAAGAUGACACGGCGGCAGCUAAUGAAGUUCGCUAUGGUAAAGCAGACUCAGAUGAUGAAUACUAUGCAGAUGUGGUGGCCAACAAGGACGCUAUCAAACGUGCCAAGAAAGAAAGCUAUGAAGCAGAGCGUGCACCCAUUGAAAGUCGCGAUAUCGAGGUUGAAGAAGGUCAUAAGCGUUUGGCAUCAUACAAGAUGUUGAAGAACAAGGGUCUGACACCUCAUCGUAAGAAGGAGAACAGAAAUGCUCGUGUCAAGCAUAGAAACAAGUAUGCCAAGCAAAUGAAGAAGUUGUCUUCCACAAGAGCUGUUGUCAAGGCUCAAACUGCUGGCUAUGGUGGUGAAAUGAGUGGUGUCAAGACAAAUGUCAUCAAAUCCGUCAAGUUAUCGCAAUAA
Molecule: messenger RNA, 1785 nt
Organism: Mucor velutinosus
Lineage: Eukaryota; Fungi; Mucoromycota; Mucoromycetes; Mucorales; Mucoraceae
Product: vesicular-fusion protein S17
Exons: 5
Coding region: 1-1785 (594 amino acids)
Biological process (GO): maturation of SSU-rRNA from tricistronic rRNA transcript (SSU-rRNA, 5.8S rRNA, LSU-rRNA)
Cellular component (GO): small-subunit processome; nucleolus
Source: RefSeq, a predicted model, not a curated record